Messenger RNA from Nelumbo nucifera (sacred lotus), 989 nucleotides. RefSeq lists its product as uncharacterized. NCBI's taxonomy places the organism in Eukaryota, Viridiplantae, Streptophyta, Magnoliopsida, Proteales, Nelumbonaceae. The record is from RefSeq and is a predicted model, not a curated record.
GAGCAAACACAUUCAAAACUAGAAGUAAAACAAAACAAGCCUCCAUCUAUGAUCUAUGAUCUAUCUAUCUACUCCUCCACUCCACCUUUUAUCUCUUCUUGUCCACAUUUCCUGCAUCUACUGAUCUACCCACCAAAGAAGCCCUAGGAAAAGAAUAAACCCACCACACUGAAUUGGGUGGUAAGUGGGUGGGGUUCAGACUUCAGAGCAGAGCUCUCAUCAGUCUCAGGCUCUCAGCCAUGGCAGACUAUGAACAACAAUCGGUAGUCCCGAAAGAAACAGCCUUGCAAGCCCUAAACACCAUAAUCCAGCUCCACUUCGAGAAAACCCUCGAGAAGAAACGGGCCGUCGAUCUCCAAAAGAAGGAGCUUUGGAAGCUCUUCCAGUUCUUCUUCAUCUUCCUCAGCCUGAUCUUUGCCGCCCAGGUCCAGUCGCCCCGCCUCCAAUGCCGGCACUGCUGGGUCCCGAUAGGGCUCCUCACGCUUGCCCACCUCGUCUUCUACGUCUCCGUGGCUCAGACCCUCCGCUGCAUCAACGGAUUCAAGUACCAGCGGAGGUGCCACAAGCUGACGCUGGGGCUAGCGACCGAGAGGCUGAAGCAGAUCAAGAUGAGAAGGAACACCGAGCUGGCCGACGAGACGGACGACUUCGAGAUCCACUACCAGGAACCUCCCGAGAGCUACUUCGUCAAGUUCAAGAGGAACUGGGCCUUGCAUUUCGGGUUCUUGAUCUUGAUCUACGGCUUCAUGGUCUCCUCUUCGGUUGUUCUUCUCUGUUUCUAGAGGCUGUUUCUUCUUCCACAAUGUUCUAGGACGUCUUCGAAACACGCCGGCGUUAACCAUGUUGUCGCCGGUGUUGUUCUGUAAUUUUUGUAACAGCGAUGUGAAAAAUGUAGCUUUCCCCGUUUCUCUAUUUACUUCCUGGUUUUUACUCCAGCCGUGACCAGAGAACUCGGAAAAUGUUUUACAUGAUUUGUUUUGGAAAUUCAA